GAAUGUUUCUUCUUCGCGCGCUACCCGUGCAUUUUUGCAGUACUCAUUGAAGCCACAUAAUACGUAGGCCAUCACUGGAACAAGCGAAGCCGUGUUGUUCUUCCAAAGCUCAGACUGAGUGCUACCGAUAGCGCUUGCGUCUACCUUGACUAGGCCAACGGCGUGUUGCUGCAACGCCUUCAGUUUGUAUCUCAAGGAGCGUAUGCGAGUAGCAAUGCAGAGACACCGGCUGGACAUAUGUUAGGGCCUUGAAGGCCGGCCGAAGCAGCGAGUAGUAUGGAGGAGCCCAGCUAUGACGCAUUUGUGGCCAGGCUCAACCAGGCCAAGGCCAUUGCUGACGAGAAGGCCCAGACCACCAGCUAUGACGACGUUUUCUCCGGCGCCGUGUUUUCCAUUGCGGUGAAGAAGAAUGCACUGCUCCUGAGCAAACAGCACGACCGGGUCAGCGAGGCGCGUCUGGUGGGGUCGACCUGGCAGGACGCCUGCUUCAACGCGAAGGGUUCCGGCCUGGACAUCCUGGACUGGGAGAGCCCCCGCCUGGCGCCGCCCUCCGAUUCCCCCGCCUCCACAUCCCGGGCCGCGUCCCACGGCAGCGCCGCCCCCACGGCAACUGCCGGCGGCGGCGGCGGCGGCCGCGGCUCGUACCAGCAGCAGCGCAGUGUCGCACAGACCCAGCUUGACUCGCCCAGCCGCCGGGCCUCCGCCAAUGCUUACAGCGCAGCCUCCGGCGCCGGCCGCAACGCGUCAGGGCGCAUCUCGGCGGUCCUGGGGGCGUCUUCGUCCAUAGGAGGGCGAGGCGGGGCCGGCGGCGGCGGCGGUGGUGGCGGCUCCGGCAGUAGCAGCCGCGCCAGCGGUAUGGGCCUGGAGGCGGCAGCGGCAGCUGCUACUGCCGCCACCGCUGCUACAGCCGGCGGCAUGAGUGAUGAUGAUGACGACGAGCUGCUGCCAACGCGCUGCGGCGAUAGCGUGACGUGGCAGCAGGGGCCGCGGGCGGGCGGAGUGGGGGCCAUGGGUGGCGGGGGGCAGCUGCGGUCGGCGGCGCCGUCGCGACUUGUCGUGGAGCUGCCGGCGGGGGACGAGCCGGCGGCAGCGCCGGAUGUGGGCAGUCCGGGGAUGGCAUCACGAGCAGACGAGGCCAUCCGCGCCUUCGCCCGCACCGCCUACGAGCCCGGGGAGGUGCGCCACAGCCUAUUCCUACACCCGGGGGGCGCCGACCCGCAACCGCGCCACUCACACGACCCCGACCGCGCCGGCCCCGGACCGGGCGACGGCGCGGUCGCGGGGUCGGGCGGCCUGGCGGGGUUGGCUCCGGUGCCGCGCGCCGUGCCGCGGCAUGUGGCGGCGGCGGCGGUGGCGCUGUCGCCCACGGGGAGGCAGCGGCCGGCGUCGCCGGGGCUUGGCAUGGGCUUUGGCGCGAGCGAGGCGUCGGCGGCUGCGCUGCGGUCGUCGUGGCAGGGCCCACUCCCGGCGGCGGCGGCAUCGCCUGGUGGCAGCGGCGGCGGCGGCGGCGGUGCGUACCCACUGCCCCCCUCCAUCGGCGACGAUGGCCCCGGGCCGCGGCGCCCCGCCUCACGCGGCCGCCUGCUCACACGCAGCACCAGCGGCCUCGGCUUCGUUGCUGCAGCCGGCUCGCCCAGCGCUGCGAUAGCCGGCGCCACCGGCGGCGGCGGCGGUGGUGGCGGCUGGCCCGGCUCACCGGUGUCGCUGCAACCACAUGGCGAGGGCGGCGGGCGGCCGCUGAUGACGCCGCCGCCUGCCUUCUCGCCCGGGGGUGCUCGCAGGAGCCUGCCGCCCACACACCUUACGGUCAAGGUGGGCUGCGGCGUGGGCGGCGCAGGGAACGAGGCGCGGAGCCCGGACGCACACGCGCCGCCGCCAUGCAUUUUCUCGCCAUCCAGCCCUAGCGGCGCCGCGGGCGCUGCCGCAGUUGGCGGCGGCGGCGGUGCAAGCUGGGGCAACAGCAGCUACACCGCGCCGCACCCGCCCUCGCUGCUGCAGCCACCCCACGGCUCUCCGCACCCGCAUCACCGCGCCCCGGGCGCCCGCGCUCUCGCGGCGGUGCCGCAUCCACACCCGCACCCUCACCCACAGCAGCAGCAGCACCUGCCAGGUGCCGCGGCCGGUGAGAUGAUGCCGAUGCACCGCGUCAGCGGCGCCGGCGCCGCCUCGCUGCCCUCGCCAGGCGCCGCCACAUCACUGCCCUCGCCUGGCGCACGCAACGCGCGCGGCGGCUCGCUAAACGGGCCCGCAGUUGGUGGCGGCGGCGGCGGCAUGCGUGUGAGCGCCAGCGGUGAGGGCAGCAUCGGCGGCGGCUUGAUUCGUGGCUAUGCCCAAGGCAGCGGCGGCGGCGCGCUUGAUUACAGAAUGCUGGACUCGGUCCCCCGCAUCGGGCUUGACGGGCCGCGCGUCCGUGGCGCCAGCAAGGACGUGGCAGCGGCCGCCGCGGCGGCGAGUGCGACGGCCGCAGCGCGCGCCUCUGCCGCGGGCAUGGGCGGCGCGACGGCGGCGGCGGACUCGCACGCGGACAUCCGGCGCACGCUGCUGGCGGCGCCGCCCGGCCUGGCGGCGCAGCGGGCGGGCUUCGGCGGCUCGCGUCCGGGGACGCCCUCGCUUACGCCGCCGUCAGGGGCUGCGGAGGCCGGGGCGACGAACGCCUCACCGGGGCGUUUCGAGCGCGCGAAGCGCGCGAGCGCCAACGGCGGUGUUGGCAGCAUGAUUGUGACGCGUGAGCAGGUGGACAAGUACUUGACUGGGGCGACGCCACCCAGCGGCGUGUUUGCAAGUAUCAGUGGCGGCGGGGGUGGCGGCGGCGGCGGCGGCGGCGCGGGUGCCGUGUCGUCGCCGGUUGGCGGCAGUGGCGUGAAGGCGUUGGUGCUGGGCAUGCGGGGCUGUCUGACGGAGGACCCCGCCAGCGUGGCGAGUCCCAAGCCGAGGCUGUCAGCGGCGGGGGCCGUGGGAGGCGGUGGCAUGGGAGGAGCAGGCGGAGGAGGAGGCGCAGGUGCAGGUGCGCAGGACUCGCCGCGGCGGGCGAGGCCGGAGGCGGGCGGCUGGUAAAGUCGAGAGCGGUGAAGAUGUGGAUGUGAAUUUCUGAGAUAUGAAUGAACCGAGACCAAGCGAGGGUUCUCACGUGUGCGCGAGCUAUGUGCAUAUUGGGGCAUGAUGACGCUGUGGGUGGUCGAGGCACCUGUACAUAGCUUCCUGAUGAUACCGUAACGACAUUGUUGUGAGAGUUGCUGCACCAUUUGCCGGAGUGCCGACCAUAGAAUCUUGUGGCCAUGCGGCCGUCCAUGGCGCAACGGUGGUGUGUGAAGACGUUGAAUCCGUUCAGGAAGUAUUGCUGUGGUGUUGGCCGGUUGGGGGGCAAGUUUGACGCACGUGACAGCUGGCACCUGGCGGACCCGACUGGCGGCGCUGCAAGAUGCGCUGCCUGGGGCCUGCAAGUUGGCAUCGCCUAAUACGGA
Molecule: messenger RNA, 3461 nt
Organism: Chlamydomonas reinhardtii
Lineage: Eukaryota; Viridiplantae; Chlorophyta; Chlorophyceae; Chlamydomonadales; Chlamydomonadaceae
Exons: 5
Coding region: 277-3054 (925 amino acids)
Source: RefSeq, a predicted model, not a curated record